Messenger RNA from Necator americanus (New World hookworm), 267 nucleotides. RefSeq lists its product as uncharacterized. The record is from RefSeq and is a predicted model, not a curated record. The coding region runs from base 1 to 267 and encodes 88 amino acids. The transcript has a single exon. NCBI's taxonomy places the organism in Eukaryota, Metazoa, Nematoda, Chromadorea, Rhabditida, Ancylostomatidae.
AUGGAGUGCGGACCAAGGAUAGAGGACGGUUCAAUUCGUGUCGAUGGCACCGAAUUAAAGAAGGUGAACUGUUUCACGUACCUUGGAUCCAAAGUGACUUCCACAGGCGACAUUGAUCAAGAAGGUCGAGCACGUGUUAAUGAAAUGGAAAAUGAAAAGAUGAAAUGGAAAAUGGCAACAGGCGUACUGUGCGACAGGAAAGUCCCUGUUCGACUGAAGUCGAAGAUCUACAGGACGGUUGUGCGUCCUGUUGCCCUUUGCGAGUGA